AGAGAGAGAGAGAGAGGGAGAAGACUCGCGGAUCCCCCGACGACGACGUCCCGCCGUCAUCGUUGUCGCCGACGCCACCGUCAGCACGUGGGGACCCGCGCGAGACGGCAACCCCCUGUGUUUUCUUCCUCUUGGCCGGGGUUGAAGAACAAGAUCGAUCGAGCAGCGUCGAUCGCGACGAAGUUUCCUCGUCGAGAGGUUUCAACUUUCGUGCCGGAACCGGGACGUCAGCAGCGUACCUGCUAAUGAUGACGACCUGGUUGUCGUCUCGGGCUGUCGCAGAGGACCACUGAGUCCUGGAUGCAAGACAAGACGAGGUCGAGCUGCUUGACAGGUGCGGGCUGAUGGUCGGACAGCGACCAUCUCACGCUGCUGGAAACCAUAGAAGCUGAAGACGUGUGCCAGGAGAAGCGACUCUCUGACUCGGGAUUCCCACAGUACUUGCGAGCAGUUGUCGGGGUUCAACGAAACGCGAAAGAACCCUCGGUGCUUCCCUGAGUCCUGGGAUGCUCGUUCCGCGACCGAUAACGGCGGGUCGGAGAGGACGACCGGUUAGCUCGCGAGCGCGACGUCGAUCAUCCGUCGAAUCCUCCUUAUCACACCGACAGCUCCGCCUCCUUCAUCGCUCUUCGCAAGCAGCGAGCAGUCGUUUAUCAGCGAUCACCUCGUUCAGAUGUAGCGCUUUCGUCCCGGCGUCUUCGCGCUGCCGAAGAACCUGAGGACUUACUUAUUCGCCGAGGUGUCCUUGCGUCCCUCCGACACGCGUCUCCUGCGAGACACGAGAGCGAAAGACAUCACGCGAAGAGUAAUCGUCGAGGUCGUCGACGUCGACGUCGUGACGAGAGCCAAGUCGCGGGAACACGUGUUACUCGACGGUGGCGCGAGUGACAGCCGGGGUAUUUACCGUAGAUCCUGCGAAUCUCUCACUUCGACGAGGAGCGAACACGCGUGCAAGUGCGUGACGAGGCGGUGGUCGAAGACGAUGACGUGGAGUGCGCGGAGUGCCUGAGGCCGCGGACGAAGGAGCAUCGCUUCGCAUCGCACCAGGUCGUCCAUCGCGCGGAGAACUUCGCCUCCUCAGCUCCGAGAAGCGCAGCCAGAAGAGAAUUCAACGGACUCUGCAGCCGCGAGUGCGGCCCACGCGACCGACGGACAAUCAGCUUAGCUCAAGAAUCAAGUAUACGAAACGCCUAGUCAAGUAGCCAACUGCUAUUAUUAUUGCCAACCGAGGUACUCGCUCGAAGCAGACAACACCGAUCACUCGUUUGCGGGGUUCAGCAUCCGAGAUGCGUUCGCAGCCAACCCCUGCAUCGCGGAUCUCCUCGACGCGCCGGCUGCACGUCACUCUGAGCGAAGUCUUCGUGAGCCAACCGACACCCUGUGGGACUUCACGGCAGCGACAGCACUCGUGCACCCUGCUGAAGACCGUUCAUCGUCACGACACCAACAGCGUCAUCGACAUGACAAACACGCACGACGUCGGCCGGGUCGAGUCGUAACCUCGCGAGGGAAACGUGUCUUCGAUGGCCCGACGGCCAGCCUUCGCCGUCCGCGCCGAUGACGAGGAAGAAGACGAAGAAGUAGCCGAUUGUCGUUGGGGACGGUAGCCAGUGGUUGUCCUCCAGCGGAGGGAGCGUCGUGGAAGCGCUUCCACGGCCUCCGGCCGACUCUUCAAGAUGCGCUUCAACCAGACGACGCUGUUGGAGGAGGAGACGUUGGGCAACGCGACAGCGGCGACCAGUCUGCUCGGCGAGCUGCUGCUCGACGACACCGGCCAACGCGGCAACGUCACCGAGGAGCAGCGCGAGAUCGAGUACGUGUUACUGCUGACCGUCAAGGCGCUCGUCAUGGGCUUCAUCAUCCUUUGCGCCCUCUUCGGCAACCUGCUGGUGAUCGUGUCGGUGAUGCGGCACCGGAAGCUGCGCGUCAUCACCAACUACUUCGUCGUGUCGCUCGCGUUGGCCGACAUGUUGGUCGCGCUGUUCGCGAUGACGUUCAACGCGUCGGUCGAGCUGUCGGGCGGCCGGUGGCUCUUCGGUUACUUCAUGUGCGACGUGUGGAACUCGCUCGACGUGUUCUUCAGCACGGUCUCGAUCCUCCAUCUGUGCUGCAUCAGCGUGGACCGUUACUACGCGAUCGUGCAGCCGCUCGAUUAUCCGCUCAUCAUGACGAACCUGCGCCUCGGCACGAUGCUGAGCGUCGUGUGGUGCUCGCCCACCGUCAUGAGUUUCUUGCCGAUCUUCGCCGGCUGGUACACCACGCAGGAACACCUCGAGUACCGGCGCAACUACCCGGACGUGUGCGUGUUCCAGGUCAACAAGUUCUACGCGGUCGUCAGCUCAAGCAUCAGCUUCUGGGUGCCCGGCAUCAUCAUGAUCGCGAUGUACUACAGGAUCUACCGCGAGGCGGAUCGUCAGGAACGAAUGCUGUAUCGGAGCAAAGUGGCGGCCGCUCUUCUCAACAAGCACCUGCAGAUCAACGGGAUCUCCGCCGGUCUGACUUCUUUGCCGACCGUGGACCAAUCGUCGCCCGAUCCGCAACCGGAAGAGCCGCCGAUGGCCAGCAGCAGCAAGAUGAAGAGGGAACGGAAAGCGGCCAGGACGCUCGGCAUCAUCAUGUCGGCGUUCCUCGCCUGCUGGCUUCCUUUCUUUCUCUGGUACAUCAUCACGGCGUUGUGCGACUCUUGCGAGAGCGGCGAUGUGGUGGUGGCGGUGGUGUUCUGGGUUGGCUACUUCAACAGCGCGCUCAACCCGCUCAUCUACGCCUACUUCAACCGCGAGUUCCGCGCGGCCUUCCGCAAGACUCUGGAGAGCUGCUGCCGCGCGAUCGGCCCGGUGCGCGACCUCCGCCAGGUGCACCGCAAGCAGGACCUCGUCCACAGCAACGCGUCCUCCGAGCUGCACGUCAACAAUCAGCUGCGCAACAGCGAGAUGACCAACGUACACAUCGAGGCGUGCAUCUGAACGCGUCGCGUUCGUCAGAGGACGACGAAGGACGCGUCAUCUUGGCCCGGUGGCUCCUGCGUAUCCAGGAUGCCUCCUGGCCGGCGCCGGCGGAGCGGAGCGUUGGCACGCUCGACAGCGCACAUUCCCUCGUGGCUUCACGCCGGAAUAGCAUUUCUCUGGGAUAAUCUUACGUGGGAUGGACGGAAGGAUGUGGAAGAAUGGAAGAGAGGAAUGUUUCUCAGGAGCGGUUACGUGUGUUCUCCGCAGGAUCAGUCCCGAACGCCUGAUGGAGUGUGCGAACGCUCGCUACCUCGCUGCGGCUAGGACGAAAGUUCGAGAGAGAGUCACACGUUUACGGCUCCACGUCGAAUCGCAACCCGGCCUCCCCGAGCCUUUCGCGUCUUCCUCUCGCUGUCUUUUCGACGUGAGAGACUCAGCAGACUCGGUCUCCUCGGAAAUUUCGGUGACACAACGUGCCACACUUUUGGACGGGACGCGCUUCAGCGCUCGAGUGUUGUCGCAGGUAAAACGACCCCGUCGAUUCGAUUAAAUUGGCUCUUACGGCUGUGUGUCUGUAUGUGUGUAUAUGCGCGUAUAUGUGUGGAUACACGCGCGUGAAAUUAAGAAGAUAGGAUCGCAUCUCGUUUCAUUGCGGUAUCCGGUUAUUGCAAAUUAUGGUUUUAUUAAUUUUACUUAUUCAACCGGAGAGCCGACGUUCAAAUUGAAAUCGCUCCGGAUUUCCCGUUAGAAUCAAGCUCGCGCCAGUUUGAGAAUUAUUGUCGAUGAUUACGGUUUCAUUAAUUCGAUUACAAUCACCCUUGCGCCAUCAUCGAUCUAAAAUUUUUAUGACUUUAUUUGUUUUUUUAAGUUUCGAGUUUUCGGAAGUUUUUGAAAAAGCUGAUUGUAGAAGCUGAAAAAGAAAAUGAAGAAAAAUAGGGAUCGUGUUUCCUGAUUUAUCAAAUUCAAUUUUCACGGUGUUAAUUUAAUCAAUACUUAUUCGACCGCAGGAUUUAUGCGUGCACGGUUGAAAUUGAGAUCGCCCCGGAUGCGAUUUAAAUUAAACGUGUAUCGACUUGAAAAUUAUUGUAAAUAAUAACGAAUUCACCCAUUCAAUUAUAGUUACUUUU
Harpegnathos saltator (Jerdon's jumping ant) is the source of this 4072-nucleotide messenger RNA. Its product is annotated as octopamine receptor beta-1R. The transcript has 4 exons. Gene Ontology annotation, cellular component: plasma membrane. Gene Ontology annotation, biological process: adenylate cyclase-activating adrenergic receptor signaling pathway; positive regulation of MAPK cascade. The record is from RefSeq and is a predicted model, not a curated record. NCBI's taxonomy places the organism in Eukaryota, Metazoa, Arthropoda, Insecta, Hymenoptera, Formicidae. Bases 1677 to 2963 code for a protein of 428 amino acids. Gene Ontology annotation, molecular function: octopamine receptor activity.